This is a messenger RNA of Lindgomyces ingoldianus, 1602 nucleotides long. RefSeq lists its product as uncharacterized. The transcript is spliced from 15 exons. The record is from RefSeq and is a predicted model, not a curated record. Lineage: Eukaryota; Fungi; Ascomycota; Dothideomycetes; Pleosporales; Lindgomycetaceae. The coding region runs from base 1 to 1602 and encodes 533 amino acids. Gene Ontology annotation, molecular function: actin binding.
AUGAGCGGCUGGCACAGAUACUAUGAAACGUUCGGCUCAGGCAAAUGUUGGGUGAAAAAUGGCAAUGAAUCUGCCGCAAUUUACAGAACCUCUCCAUAUCGGCUCAUUAUUCACCCUAAUUCCCUUCAUUCACUGCUCUCACACAACUCUUCAUACCCCGGAUCGCAGGAUUCAAGGAGAACGAGAGAAGUUGGACCAUAUAAUCGAAGCAGCCUAAAUAUACGGUCCCAAAUUUGUGCAUCCGUGCUUGGACGACUUUCAGACCAUCCAGGGCCAUUGUUAUCACUUGUGUUUCCAAGACUGCGCCACAGCUACGGUUGGCUCGUAAAUCGUAUUCAAAUACGAGACAUUUCGCAUGAGCUUCAAACACAAACGCGGGUUCACAGUUUAAGGAAAUUUCUUCUUUUACACUUGUUACCCCGUCUCAUCUACGCCAUUAGUUAUUCUAUCUUAGAAGGCGGCACCCAAUUCAUCACCUACAACGGCUCCAUAUCCGGAACCUUUACAUCCGCCAGCAACUCAUCCUGCGGCACUGGUCCACCAUUCUACUUCGACAACCUAGUGAACACUUCGCUCAGGAUUGGAGUAAAUCCACCUUGGGAUACCAAUCCGUUCUUUUUCGAAUUCGCUCAUGACGGAAAUAAUUGGCAAAUACUAGAAAGCGAUCAGCCGGUUUAUCUAAAAGAUAUAUCUGCCUCAACGCGUUCGGCGGCAAAAGAUGGACGUCGAUGUGGAACCUAUGAGAAUUCGCCGUGGUACUAUGUCAGUGCGGAGAUUGUGAAUUUGAGUGCUGCUACGAUUACAAUUACUACCAGUGUGCUACAGGGAACAAAGGACCCGGUUCCAUUGUAUGUGGUGGAAGGGGACGAGAAGACGUGGAUUAGUAAUGGAAUGGUUGAGAACGAGAGCAGUGACGCUUGUAGUGAGGGGUUCAGCUUCCAUUGUGGGAAUGCUGUUAUUUUUACCGACAACUUAAACUUCACCAACACAAGCAGUGCUGCCCUAUUCACACUAUCCGCUCCUUCAGGCAACAUAUCGCUUGCUUUCAGUGGCUCCCGCAUUGACCAUAACGACCAAAACUCCGAGCCGCAGAAUAACGGGAAUUAUACUGCCAUUUCUCUGGCGGAUCCAAGAGAUAAUGCAACACCGCUUUUCACCUUCGCAAAUGGGACUCAUAUUAAGUGGAAGGGGGGUAGUGGGACAAUUUGGAGUGCGGUAUCUGAUGCUUCGCAGGAAAGAGGUGAUAGGGGGAAUUGCUUUGAACUCUUUUGGGCUGUAAAAGUGGAUGGUGACUGGUCAAUUAUGACAACCCAAGAACAUAAAGAUUCAAAAAACCUACUUGAAAAGAUAUUUCUGUUUCUCAUCAAAUACAAGUGGCUUUCGCUAGACAUCGACCAAUUUAUUACCGCUGCCCGCUUGUUUCAGAAGCUAAAUGACAGUAUAUUCUUUGACGGCUCCUUGAAUGGAGAUCAACCAACCAAUGGUAGGACGCACCGCACCAUAUUGUAUUCAAAAAUUUCGUGGAAAAGUGUGGAUAGAUCGUGUAUUGCUCCGAUGCCUUUAUUUCUAACCAAGACGCAAAUGAUUACGCCAUGUUGCUAG